Balaenoptera ricei (Rice's whale) is the source of this 5131-nucleotide messenger RNA. It is a transcript of the gene TBCEL, whose product is annotated as tubulin folding cofactor E like. The coding region runs from base 195 to 1469 and encodes 424 amino acids. NCBI's taxonomy places the organism in Eukaryota, Metazoa, Chordata, Mammalia, Artiodactyla, Balaenopteridae. The record is from RefSeq and is a predicted model, not a curated record. The transcript has 8 exons. Gene Ontology annotation, molecular function: alpha-tubulin binding. Gene Ontology annotation, biological process: protein folding.
UGCAGGACACUGGGCUCCAGCGGCCGGAGUGGGGGACGAGGUGAAGCGGAUCCGGUCUGCGGCCGGCCGGGAGCAGGCCGGAGGCUGAGCGGCGGCCACGGCGGCGGCCGGGAGGGGGGAGGAGAGGCGCAGCCCGAGGAGCCGCCGCAGGAGCUCCCCCGCCUCCCGGGCUGAGGGAAUUUUAGGAAAGGAAGAUGGAUCAACCUAGUGGGAGGAGUUUUAUGCAAGUAUUAUGUGAAAAAUAUAGUCCUGAAAACUUUCCUUACCGCCGUGGGCCUGGGAUGGGAGUCCAUGUCCCAGCCACACCUCAGGGCUCUCCUAUGAAAGAUCGCCUCAACCUCCCAAGUGUACUGGUGUUGAACAGCUGUGGAAUAACCUGUGCAGGAGAUGAAAAAGAAAUUGCUGCCUUCUGUGCUCAUGUGUCAGAACUAGAUCUUUCUGACAACAAACUCGAAGACUGGCACGAGGUCAGUAAAAUUGUGUCAAAUGUUCCCCAGUUGGAGUUUCUAAACCUGAGUUCCAACCCUCUGAAUUUAUCGGUUUUAGAAAGAACGUGUGCUGGGUCCUUCUCCAGGGUUCGAAAACUUGUUCUCAACAACAGCAAAGCUUCUUGGGAGACAGUGCACACGAUACUGCAGGAGUUACCAGAUUUGGAGGAGCUCUUCCUGUGCCUUAAUGACUAUGAAGCAGUGUCUUGCCCUUCCAUUUGCUGUCCUUCUCUUAAGCUACUACACAUAACAGACAAUAACCUCCAAGACUGGACUGAAAUACGCAAGUUAGGGGUUAUGUUUCCUUCGCUGGAUACCCUCGUCCUGGCCAACAACCAUUUGAAUGCUAUCGAGGAGCCUGAUGAUUCAUUGGCUAGGUUGUUUCCUAAUCUGCGAUCCAUCAGCCUCCACAAGGCAGGUUUGCAGUCCUGGGAAGACAUUGACAAACUAAACUCAUUCCCUAAACUUGAAGAAGUGAGGUUGUUAGGAAUUCCUCUUCUUCAGCCAUAUACCACCGAGGAGAGAAGGAAAUUGGUAAUAGCCAGAUUGCCAUCGGUUUCCAAACUUAAUGGCAGUGUUGUCACUGACGGUGAGCGAGAAGAUUCUGAGAGAUUUUUUAUUCGUUACUAUAUUGAUGUUCCACAGGAAGAAGUGCCAUUCAGGUAUCAUGAACUAGUCACAAAAUAUGGGAAGUUGGAGCCUUUGGCGGAAGUGGACCUGAGACCCCAGAGCAGUGCGAAAGUAGAAGUCCACUUUAACGACCAGGUGGAAGAAAUGAGCAUUCGUCUGGACCAAACAGUUGCAGAACUAAAGAAACAAUUAAAAACUCUAGUGCAAUUACCCACUAGCAACAUGCUUCUCUACUAUUUUGACCAUGAAGCGCCCUUUGGCCCAGAGGAAAUGAAGUACAGCUCUCGAGCCUUGCAUUCUUUUGGCAUUAGGGAUGGAGACAAAAUUUUUGUGGAAUCCAAAACAAAAUAACCUCCGCCAGCCUUGUGAGAACACACACAUUAGGACUCGCAGGGCAUUUGUUCCCAUGAGGUUUCCUUCAGGAGGGAGAAGUUUGCUCUGUUUUGUUUUGUUUUCUUUUCUUUUGUUUAGGUUUCAGGGGGGUUUUGUAUAUCUCCCCCUAGAAUGGGUAGGGGGCUGUUUUUGGUAUUUUCUACCACAGAUUCCUUCUACUCCGCCACCAGAAUUGGCCACAUCUCCAGUUUCUGUGCCCUCCCUCAUGAGAGGGGACCAGGCAGCCGCCGACUUCUUACUGUGUUCACUGGGAUCUGUCUACCGCUUGGUCCUCGUGACCACUUAGGUGUACUUGUGACGAUGGCGUGAACAGCCUUGUCCCCUCAGAAGAGCAUCUUGCACUUAAAUCAGGAAACAAGGAAUCCUUCCAGGAAGGGCCAGCACAUCUCUCUCCCAAUUCCUCCUUUUUCCCCCUCCCUCUCUCUCCUUUCCUUCUCGGGUUCAGUUUUUCAUUUUGACUUGUGUCCAUACAUGUUUACCUUAGUUUUAUUCUGUCCAUAAUGAACUCCUUAUUUUUCAACUUGGGUAACUUUUUUCUUCAUUUCUCCCUUUUGAAAUAAUUUCAAGUGUGUCAAGCAUUUGUCAACCUGAUUCUGAUCUCAGGUACUCAGUUAGAACCUAUAGCUCUGUUAGGGUCUGGAAGAAGAGCAGAUGGAAUGUUAGAAUUCCAGGAAGCACAGGCACAGCAGCCUGACCACUCUGUAUGUAACUAUCUCAAUUUUAAUGUUCCUCCCACAGUAUAUCAGCCAUUACUGACAUGAGCUACGUCACAUUCCAGAGUUCUUCGCUUUUUGAAUGUAUUUCUUCGUAUCUAUCUAUCUUUUUCAUUACUUUAAACUACUGGGAAUGGAGGCCUGACUUUAUGAAGAAUCCAACAGAGCAAUGGAUAUAUGUGCCAGGAGAGCUGAGAAUUAGCUAAUAAACUCUCUGUAGUGUGCAUGAGGGAGUCAAGUGGGGGGGAGUACGGGAGAGCGAGUACUGUGACUUUCCUGCCUGUCAUCAUUUGAAGCUUUUGCUCUUGCACUUUGCAUUCGAAGUGGGAAUUUUUAAUCAAAGGGAGCUUUGAUUCCUAGUUUUUCCCUGGGAUUUUGUGAUGUCAUAAUUGGACAAUUCUUUUUGUUUUACAUUUCAGUUUAGUUGCCCCUACAGAAGAACAACUCUGACUAAUCUCUGAGUAAAGCAUUAAGUGUCAAAACUUCAGAUUUGCCUCCAAGUCAUAUUUUUUGCAGAAAUGUAUUUAAAGCACUUUCCUUUAAAAGGUAGCCCUUACCUGCCCUGAAAUCUUUUUGUUUGUUCUUCUAUUCCUUUGUUAAUCAGUUAAUCUUUCUUUAAUAUAUGUCUUUCUGGAUCCACCAUGUUUACAGAUAGGAGACUUAAGAAGGACUUAGUGCACCUGGGGCAGAAAAUGUGCACAUGAAGUAUUUUUCAAAGAAUGUAAUUGUUACCCGAUUGCGUUUGACCUUUUGACCUUUGUUACAUGAUUCCGUCCCUCCUACAAAUUCUUUCAUUUCUUAUGAAAUUUUUAGGUGACUCUUGUAAACUCUUCACGGAUGCUACUUUUUAAAUUGUCCUAUGCCAUGAUAGCAGAUGUUUAUUCUCUUAAUGCACUUCAGGUUCAGUAUCUGUAAAGCCUUUGACCCAGGCCUGCUGAGUCAAAUCUACAUUCACUGUAACAUUGAAAGUGGAAACCAAAGGGUUUGAGGAAGAUGCAUGAUGCCUGUUCUCCUUCUGCUUUAUCUUUCAAAAUCAUAAAAUCAUAAAAAUGAGCAAUGGAGAUCCAGGCUGGGUAUAGACAAGAAUAAUUAUUUUGCAAUCACAUUUUCCUGACAGGUUUUUGGAAGUGGGAAAAAAGUGUGGCAACAGUGUCAGGAAGAUUAAAACUGUGGAUGCUUUGUGUAUGUGUGUGUGAGUGCAGACGAGUUUGAGAGAGAAACAGUGUAACUGAGCUUUUGUCAGCCUGAGAAACAGAUGCCCCCUUAUUUUUUGAGGUUGUAUGACCCCCGACUGUCCCACAGCAGAAAGCAGAGCGAACACUUAUGCUUUAAUCAUCAGUGGAAUGAUGACAAUUAAUAAGAUAUUUUAUAUAUGACAAAGUUUUAUGAAAUGCUUUUUUACUGUUAGAGACCUGUUCCUUCUGCUAUUACACACCACAGUGCUCCACAACUGCAGGCAUAAUUCUCCGAUUACACAGUUGCAUGUCGGGGAACUUCUCAUUUAAUUCAGUGGCCGUGGGUAUUUUUAGGGCAUUGUAAUUGAUUGUUUUAAUAAUUGCUAAAUGAUUUUUGAUGGAGACAAGAUCUAAUGCAAUUACCGGUCUUUUAGAGUUACAGAACAGAAGUAAAUGAGAAAAGAUAUUUGAGCAUGUAUACGUGUAGACUGAUUUGGGUGGCUGAGGAAAGAUGCUGCUUUUGAAAUAAAAUUGGUGCUGUGUAGACACUUGUAACCAAAAUUAUUUUUAUAACAGGUCAAAAAGAAGGAGAGGAGAGACCAUGGACUUUUGAGUCUACAAGUUAUGCAUAAUUGAUUGUAGCUUAUCUGUAUUUUAAUGUUAACUUCAUCCAGAUUCAGUGAGAGCAUAUUAUUGACAUUCAUGAGGCAAAAUUCUGUCAUAGCCAGUGUUACAGAUAUGUUGCUACAGGCACAGUGUAUAGAACAUAUCUUUUCUAAAAUAGAAAUUUUUGUCAGUUCUGAAAAAGGAAAGGAGUAAUAAAAGAAAGCCAAGUAAAAACUGAGGCAUCAUUUUCAUGUGGGCAUGUAGCUGCUGACACCACAGUGGAAAUCAGUUUUUGAAUUUGAAUUUUUGAAAUAUCCCAGAUUGCUUUAAAGAAAAAAAAAAGUUCAGAGUCAUAUAUCUUUUUUUAUUAUUGAAAGUUUCUAUUGUUUCUGCAACCUAUUGCCACCAUGGCCAUAAAUACAUAAGAAAGCAGCAGAUAUUAUAUAACUCUUGUUCCUUUAAGACCUUUUGGUGAAAACAAGCCCAAAACAUGAGCUAUGUGUAACAGAGCCGAAUGUUAUGAUGCUAUGUUUUAAAAGUUUGUUUACUUAAAAAAAAAAAAAGAAGAACGUUCAGUUCUAACCAGAUGUUUCACCUAUGAUGCUAAAUUACUAAAUCAGCAGUGUUAUGAACAGGGAAGACUUGUUGCACAAGGAACUAUCACCAUUUGAGGCACGCAGGUGAUAGUUUUACGAGCGCAUGUGUGACGGUGGCUUGCUCCAUGGGAGGUGCUAGGCUCCAGGGCAAAUGAACAAGAGUACAGAAUAAUAGAUUGUUCUAAGCAAUGUCAUUUCUGUUUAUGAAUUUGAUUUUCCCCUCAUUUCAUGUUAGAUUGACAUGCAAACAAACUGCUUUCAAGAACACCCAGAAGCUCUCUUGUGUUACCAGGUGUGUUGUGAACAAUAUUUUUCAUAGGUGCUUCCUUCAAAUAUAUGUCCAUUGUAGUGAUGGAGAGGGACUGGACUCUCUCAGGCUCUUUACUUGCCAGUUGUCUCCUGCAGUUCAUGGAAAUAUAUAUUUUAUUUUAGAAUAUAAUUUAAACAUGAAGGUCUAUUCUUUGCACUUUUAUUAAUAUAUAUAUAGAUAUAUAGAUAAUCUUUAAAAAAAUUAAAAAUCUAAAAGUCCA